Fusarium subglutinans is the source of this 4767-nucleotide messenger RNA. RefSeq lists its product as uncharacterized. The record is from RefSeq and is a predicted model, not a curated record. Bases 1 to 4767 code for a protein of 1588 amino acids. Lineage: Eukaryota; Fungi; Ascomycota; Sordariomycetes; Hypocreales; Nectriaceae. Gene Ontology annotation, cellular component: nucleus. Gene Ontology annotation, biological process: positive regulation of transcription by RNA polymerase II. The transcript is spliced from 5 exons. Gene Ontology annotation, molecular function: transcription factor binding.
AUGUCCGUCCCCGUGGCCGGUUCGUCACGGAAUCGCACCGUAUCGUUAAGUUCGGGUGGAAGGUCUGCAACAAGGAGUAAGACGUCGCAGGUCCCAGACAGCACCACGAUGCCUCAUGUUACCGAUUUAAAGUACUUUGACCCCUGCGCCGCCACUGCGUCUAUGUUUUUAAGGUUUUCUCGACACGCUGAUGAGGUUCAAUUGUUAGCAGUCGAUAAUCAGAGUGAGGCUGGUGGUGGCCGCUUCGUUGUCAGUUACGAUGCGGGCCAAACAGCAAUUGUGUGGGAUCUAAUGACAGGCGAUGAGAUCUCUCGAUUUGCCUGUUAUGAUCAUUUAACUGUCGCAGCGUGGAUGAAAAAUGGCAAUGUGGCUUUUGGCAACACAAAGGGAAGCAUUAUCAUGUUUGAGCCAUCAACAUCUGAACAUGUUUCUUCAAGGACUAUUGACCAAAUUGCUGUGACUGCAUUGGCACCAUCAGCUGAUUGUCGAACAUUUGCCAUCGGCUACCAGAAUGGCUCUCUAUUUGUUGCAACCUUGCAACCACGCUUCACUAUCUUACACAAUCUCACCACCUCUAGAGGGCCGUCACCUAUCGUGAAUCUUGCUUGGCAUGCUUCCUCGUCUCGGCAAAAGUCGGACAUGCUUGCUGUCCAGAUGCGUGACGGUGACUUACGAGUCUGGAGCGUGGCAAAGAAAUAUAGCGUCGAUGACCCUGCAAAGGUGGUUCGAAACCUCAAGAAGGCCGAGAUCUCCAUGGAUGGGCCCAACUGGAUGGGAUGGUCCAAGAACGGCCGCAUAAUCCAGUAUUCCGACUCGCAAACACAGUCAUGGGAUGUUAGGACAAAGCACGUCACUCAUGAUCCCAUCCCGACUCUCGAUCUUGUUCGCGGCCUUGCCGUCUACGGCCCGGGUGCCACGUUGUUCACCCUUGGCCCCAAUAACACCGUGCAGCAAUUCGACCUGAACUCACCGGCCAUCAUGGUCGCCAAUGUCCAACACCCAGCAAACCUGUUGCCCCCCUCGCCUCCGGUCUCAGAAGAAACUGGUGAUCGAUCAGCGACCUCGGCUACUACUAUCGCCUCCGAGUCUGAGACGAGCUCUAUUCCCCUUGACAUGAAUAUUUCCGAGAGCGACGAGGAUCACCUAUCACCAUUCGCUCGCCUAACUCGACGCCAACCUUACGACUCUGGUAACGAGCCUUACGAAUCAGCCAGCCCUGUCUCAAGCCGAAGUGGGCUCUCAUCCUUAUCUAAGUCCUCAGCUGGGUCGUCUCAGACCCCUGGCCGUUACCCCGGAUCCAUGAGGUCGAGAGGACUGUCAGAAAACACCUAUAUCUCGGCUGGAACCUCGAUCAGGUCAUCAACUAUUGGCAACAGUGCUCACGGUAACACAAGAGAUUUGGACACUUAUUCCAUGGGAUACUCUCUUGGCACUACAAGUGUUCCUUCCAUGGCCUCAAGCCGAUCCCGAAGAAGACCUUCGCGCCUGCGCAAUGAAGUUCCCCGUAGCCCUGACGACAAUAAGGUGCACGACCUAUUCAAGUUUACUCGGGCACGUCUCAGUGAUAUUCCUUACAAGCAUGCCAUGGGUGCCAACAGUGCUCGUCUCACCAAUGAUGAUCUGCGCCGUCAAAUGCUCAACACCAUCUUCGGAUGGAACAAAGAGGUUGAAGACCUGAUUAGGGAUGAGAUGAGUAGGCAUCCCCAAGGAUCUCCUAGCCGCAUUCUCUUGGCGAAAUGGCUUGGCGAUAUCGAUCCCAAUAUCAUGAACGCAAACUUUGAGAACAUGACUUCUUCUGACUGGAUGUUGUUGGCUCUGAGUGGCAUUGGCGGCCAUGCCUCACAGCAGAAGCUUGGCCAUACGUACGUCCAGCGCCUACUUGAGGCUGGCGACGUGCACGCAGCAGUUACGAUUAUGCUUGGUAUGGGUGAUCAUAACGACGCCAUCGAGGUUUAUAUCUCUCACAAGCGCUAUAUGGAGGCGCUGAUCCUCACAUGCCUUUCAGCCCCUAGUGUUUGGGAACGACAAGCUGCAAUCAUCAGGAAAUGGGGAGAGUGGGCAGUUCAGCACGGCCAACAGCAGCUAGCAAUCCGAUGCUUUGCUUGCACCGAUCAGGAGUCUACUGAGCCUUGGACUUCUCCAUCCGCCGCGCAGCUGAACUUCCAGACUAUGACUCCCAGUAUUCCUGAGAUCUUAAGCCCACCUCUCUCACCUCCCGGUGUUCAGCGUGGCCCCCAACGCAGCAUCGCAAAAACCUCUGCUCUCAAGCUCAUCACUUCGUUUGGUGAUCAAACGCAAAAGUCAAAGUUCUUUGCUGGUGACGGCGGUCAAACCCCGAUUGCCGCGGGUGUUACCCCUAUCGCUGACUCUGCCGGUUCUCCCGCUUUCUCUCAUGCCUCCAACAACGAAGCAACGACUGCCUUCCUUCGUCCUUCAAACAAUAGCAGAUUUAAUACCCCAGUCUCUGCCCGAGGACGUGGGCGUUUGCCGUCUAUUGGUGAGAUUCCCUCGGACCUCAACCGGGAGGCACUUCGAUCUGCUGAGCUGUCUGCUGUGCCAUAUGACUAUGAGCCUCGAUCUGGUCAUGCUCGAACACCAUCUGGCAAUGACAACAUGAUGAUGGGUACCGCAUUACAGCGCGCUGCUACUGCGAGCCCGAUGAUGAUGCGAGAGCACGCUCAACGUGUUGUCCAACCAAGUGAGGGUGAUUUUCCACCACCACCCGACCAGGCCACUAUGUUGAAGAUGCAACAAGCAUCACGUAAUCACCGCAAUGGCUCCCGUGACCGCAUUCCUAUGGGUGUGAAUCUACAGCUACAUCCUGGAACGGCUCAUGAUGACAUUACAUCUCCAGAGCAGUCAGUCACUUCUUCUAUCCGCUACCACUGGCCAACUCGCCGCAGAGGUCCUGCCUCUGUGACAAGUUCUGUCACUUCUGCAUCGAGCGCUGGAAGAAGCCUUCGCCAUCAAGCUGUGCGAAACCGAGAAGACUACAUCCAUAGCUUAGAUGCUGCCAAUCACUACUCCAAGAGACAGCGCAGUCGCCAGCGUAGCCAUUCAAGAACUCGGGAUGCUUCACGCAGUCGUCCUGGAAGCCGAGAGCGGACUACACGCUCCCGAGAACCUUCUGAGGAACGUGGACGUGUCAGUGCUCGCAAUUGGCCCAAGGCGAAACGAUCACCUACCUCCCCCAUCCCCAUGUCCCCAGAGGACUUGCUGAACCUGAGCACUCCACGACAUGGUCAGGUCGCUGAGCCAAACACGGUACGCAAGGUUAGUGGAUCAACUGUCAAGCCAAAGAGCCGUAAUUCAAGCCGUGGAAGCCGCCGCAGGAGCCCAGAAGGCCGCUCUCGCCCGCCAGCUCUUACGCUCCGUGGCCGAAGUCAAGGCCGGGAGAGUUCUGCACAGCGUUCUCCUUCUUCACCCUUGCCCCUGAGUGCUGCCAUUCAUCAUUAUCAAGGCUCUGAGGAUGAAGAGGACUACAGAGCAGCCAUGGCUGCCCAAGAGGAAUUCAGGAACAAGCACAGCCGUAGUGGCAGCCGAGGUCUUGGCUCACCGGCUUUGAGUAAGCAAGAUGCUUCGGAACAUCGACGCCGGGCCAACUCUGAGGUCGCCAACUUCGAUGGUUCUAUCUCUAUCCACGGCAGAGCUGCCUCAACUGAGCAUGCCGGUGAUCUCAAGCAAAUGAAGGACGAGCGCCAGCGAAAGAAGGAGCAGGCUGCACGGGAACUCGAGGAGCGCCGCAAGUCUCUGGCCAAGCGUGCCCAAACACCUUCAAUCCCUCACCCUAACGAGUUCUCUCCCGCUCUUGCAAUUACGGUUGAGACUGCUGAGCCAAAGCCGCUGCCUGACGAUAUCCCACCUCGCAGUGCUACUGAGCCACCACAAAGGAGCAUGUACGCCCGUAACGGACCUAUUAUAGGACUUCCAGCGACUCCUAAAGCCAUGCGACUUAUUAUUGAGGGCAACCAUGAUCAAUCAGGAAGUACGCCCAGGCCCGACGUACCUAGUAUUCCAGCUGGCUUUUCUCAACGAUACUCGCCCGAAACUUCGCCUCAACAGUCUCCUGAGAGAGAAGAGUCAGUUGCCGAGCCCAGUCUCACUCUGCUGCCAUCCACUGUCUACCAGCCACCGGCGCGACCUCCUAUUCCUCGUAGCAUGUCAGCCCCCAUUCCCGAUGAGCCUGGCCAGCGCCCCGCUCGCUUUGCACGCAAGAACAGUGUUGGGCGCAUCGAAGAAGUUGUCCCUGGUGAGCGACGACGUUCUCAUGAGGACCCUAUGCCACCACCUCCUCCUCCUCCAGCACCCCCUGUUCUCAAGGAACUCAGGCAUUUGGCUUCACCCCCUCCGCCGCCUCCUGCCCCUCUGCAACACGCACAGCGACAUCAGCAGGCUGGCGCUGUUGCAUCAGGCAUGAUCGAAAUUGUCAUGGACGACGAUUUAUCAUCUGGCAAUGAUCAAGCUUCAGAGGCCAGCCCUCCAGCUCCAGCUUCCCACAGGAGCCACAACCGAGGCAGAAGCAUUGGAGACAGCAGCAGCAUCUCAGGUCGCAUUCACAAGGCCACUGAGCGACUCCGCUCUGCCAGCCGCAGUCGAAAGGAGUAUGUCCGGUCUCCUCCUUAUGAGGCUCCCUACGAGAGUAUUCCCAUGCCUCGACAGAUGAAGUCUCCUCCACCGGUGUCAUUCAACCCCGAUGUUUUGCGUUCGCCAAUUGAUUCUCGAAACAAGCACCUGUCGACUGGCUUGAACCGAAACGAGAUGAUCUAG